GAGAGGAGAAAGCGUUUGUAAACAAACUGACGUGCAUGCAUGUGGUGGUGGGGCUGUGACUAAGGAUGGCAAGUCAAACCAACGGGAAUGUUACAGGAAAAACUGAGAGUUAUGAAGCAUGGAAAAUAAGAUCUAUCAAGUUUGCGAAAGAGUGGACUCAUGUGGUGCUGUGGCUUGCAACAAAUCUUAUCUUUUGGUUAGUUGUGUAUUUCAGAUAUGAGAACGAGCCUGAAUACCACUACAUUCGAUUACUAGCUGGGAAAUCGUUACCUUUUGCCAAAGCUUGUGCAGCCUGCCUUAAUCUCAACAGCAUGUUGAUACUGUUUCCAGUUUGUAGGAAUCUUAUUUCAUUCUUCAGAAGUUCAGUGGAAACCAAAGCAUGUUGUAAACGAAGUGUUCGUCGACUGCUGGACAAAAACCUAGUUUUUCAUAAGACAUUGGCUUACGUCAUUAUCCUCUUUACUCUCGGCCACAUCAACGCACAUUACUUUAACUUUGAAAACUUAUUCAAUUCCCGCGUACACCCAGAGACAGAUAUUCAGAAGACGCUAAGUUUUUUGCCUUAUGAACAACCAGAUACAUGGGUUAAUCCUGUACAGAACCCCUCUGAGACUACGUAUGGUCUAGGCGUCAUUCAACAGGUCAUGCAGCGUGUGGCUGGCUGGACUGGCAUCUUCAUCACAAUGGCUCUGUUGCUUAUGUAUACUUCCUCAACUGAAUUCAUUAGGCGUUAUUAUUUUGAGACAUUUUGGUUCACACAUCACCUCUUUAUCAUCUACUAUGGUUUCCUAAUUGCCCAUGGAGCUGAAGGGAUUGUACGCUAUCAAACAAAUGUUGAAGAGCACAACCCAAAGAAAUGUGCAGAUUAUCCAGAUAGUUGGUCAACAAUGGAUGACUGUAAAAAUGCACCAAUGUUUGCUGGUGGUGAACUGAAGAGUUGGAAAUGGGUGAUAGCACCAUUGAUUAUUUACUUUUUGGAACGGGUUAUCAGAUUUUGUCGUAGCGUUCAAACUGUUACGAUCACAGAAGUUAUCCAGCAUCCAUCCAAUGCUUUUGAGAUUCGGAUGAAGAAGUCCGGAUUUGAGAUGCUUCCUGGUCAGUACAUAUUCAUAAAGUGUCCACAAUUGUCAAAUUUUGAAUGGCAUCCAUUUACUCUAACAUCCUCUCCCAAUGAGGAUUUUUUUAGCGUUCACAUCCGCACAGUUGGUGAUUGGACGAAUGGCCUCGCAGAAGCCUGUGGGGUUGGUGGAGAUGAUGUAAUUACACCAUCAAAACUACCUAGAGUCGCAGUUGAUGGACCGUUUGGUACCGCAAGUAUUGACAUAUUUAAGUACAAAGUUGGUGUAUGUGUGGCAGCAGGUAUUGGUGUUACACCCUUUGCAUCUAUCCUGAAGACUAUUUGGCAUCGUUUGUUGAACAAUUCUGAAGAUAUGAAACUUAGCAAAGUAUAUUUCUUCUGGAUCUGUCCCGAAACAAAUGCAUUUGCUUGGUUCUCGGAAUUACUGGAAGUGUUUGAACGCGAUAUGGUUGAGAAGGGAUAUGCAGACUUCCUUAAUUACAACAUUUACUUGACAAGGGGAUUGAGUUUUAAAGAGACUAAAAACAUAUAUUUGUCAGAGAAUGAAAAUACAGAUCCCAUUACUGGACUGAGGCAGAAGACCCAUUAUGGCCGACCAAAAUGGCCUACGAUAUUUUCCGAGAUUGCCAAUGAAAACCAAGGUAUUGAUGUCGGUGUCUUUUUCUGUGGUCCAAGCGGUUUGUCGGAAAUCCUUUAUAAAAAUUGCAAACUGCAUUCUGAAAUUUCCAGAGAUGGUUGCCGAUUUUUUUAUAACAAAGAAAACUUUUAAUUUCUGUUAAGAGUAUUUAGUAAAACAUUCAGUGCCAAGGGUGACACCAGGAUUUGCCCGACAGGGGCAACGAGAGGAAAGUGGGCGUGGUCGGGCAUUGCUUAAAAAUUUAGUGGUUUCAAAUUCUUAUUUUAUCGACUUUAGAGUCUACUAAUAUGUAGAAAAUACAUACAGUGCACCUUCAAUGCUGUAAAUAUACGUUGAUAGAAAAUUAUAAACCAUUACAGCACACAUAAAAGAAGUGUAAACCAUCACAAAGAAAGAAGUGUGUACUGAUAUACAGUUGUAGAAAACAUUUAUGAUUGCAAUAUAUAUACAUUUAUUCCGUCAAUCAAAUAUUUUUUUUUUACUUUGAAAUCAUGAUAAAUUCAAAUAUUUAUAUACAGUAUAUGAAAUGUGUCUACAGUACUUAAAUAGGUAUUCAAUUUUUUUAAGUUUACAUUGAAACUGAGUCAAUAGCAACACAGGUCUCGUUUGAUCCAAAUCUUUUCUUGUCUUGUCAGUAGUUUUUCUCAUUAAGUAAAUGAUUGGAAUGGUGUACUGUAUCAUAUUGUUAAUGCUUUCCUCUUCCAUAAAUAAGUUUAAAGGCUACCUUGAAACACACUGGCAAAACCCACAGCCUAAAAAAGAAUGAACCCUACCAAAGUGGAUAUCUUAGAGGUGCUCACAAACCUUAACAGGUUUCCAAUUUAGAGGUCAAUGUAAAUCAAGGAAUAUGAUGAUGAUUACAAUGACUACAAAUUGUUCAAUAAUAAUAAUUUAAACAAGGUCAUUCAAUUUUAUUUAUUACUGUAGCUUUAAAUUGAAGAACAAAUAAAAUAAUUUUUUGUGCAAUUUAUUUUUAAAAUAUGUAUUUAAAUACGGUUUUUCUUUUCAAUUUAAAACAGAUUUUCUUAUUGUUACAUUACAAUACUUUAUUGUAUUACAUAGCUAACUGUGUUUAGUCACUUGUCUACUUCCGUCCCUUUAAAAUGACCCUGCCUUACGCAAUUCCAUUUAUUGCAUUUUUUUUUUAAACAUAUUUAUAGACAGUGACCCUUCCAAAGUAUCCUAGAAGGUUGGCUAAUAUUCAGGGGACCUCUUAAGUAAAUAAAACAACAUCGAGUCGAAUUAAAAGCUGCGCUCCCUUCCCCUCUCCCCAAUUGGAAGUGCUUAACAAAUUUCACCAGGGAGAAAAAUAUCCUAUGUAAUUUUUACAGGUAGGACUCAAACAUAGAUGCACAAGAUUAUGCUUCCGUUGAGGACAUUUCCCCAUCCCCUUCAGGGAAUUCUUAGCACCACCACUGGUUAUAGCGAUUUAUUUGCUUGAGCUGCACCAGACCUAUCUGUUUUGUAAUUUUAAUUUGUUCAGUUCUUGCCUAAGUGACAAAUUGUUGUUUGAUCUGCAAGUCAAAUUUUAUCCAAUGCCAUUUUGUAUUUGACUUUACUGUAGGCAAGUUUAACUGCAAAUUAAUUUAUCUAAAAGCACACUAAUUUCUUGGGUUGCAAAAAAUAUUCUGAAUGCAUCAAAGAAAUGGCAUAUGUUAUGUAUUUUUGCAGCAUUUUAUAUACUAUACCAAAAAUGUUUUUUCUUCUACUGUUUGAUGCUUGUAUUGUUUUAUAUACUAUGUUUUUCUAUUGUAUGGUAUGGACCAAUUACGACUGAAAGAUAUUUAUAUGUACAGUAUUCAUAUUUCUGUUGAUUAAAUAAAUACCACCGAUAACUUAUUCAAAUUUUUAGUGAUAGCUUACAGACCCUAUAGAGUUUGUGGUAAUAUAGUAAAUUUUGCGACUUGAAAAUUUCUAAUAAGAAAGAAUAAAAAGUUCUUAUAAUUCA
Messenger RNA from Anneissia japonica, 3663 nucleotides. Its product is annotated as cytochrome b-245 heavy chain-like. Gene Ontology annotation, biological process: defense response; superoxide anion generation. Gene Ontology annotation, cellular component: NADPH oxidase complex; plasma membrane. Gene Ontology annotation, molecular function: superoxide-generating NAD(P)H oxidase activity. Lineage: Eukaryota; Metazoa; Echinodermata; Crinoidea; Comatulida; Comatulidae. The transcript is spliced from 14 exons. The coding region runs from base 66 to 1847 and encodes 593 amino acids. The record is from RefSeq and is a predicted model, not a curated record.